UGGGCGACCAAAUUUGGAAGGUGUGCUUAAAGUUCUGAAGACUCAGGAGAAGCUGGCUAGAGAUCGAGUUGAUAUAACUUUGAUUCAAUAUUCAAGUAAUGGGUGUUUCUGCCCAUAAUCUUCUUGCUUCUAAUUUGAAGGGUAGGGUCCAAGACAAUGAAGAAAUGGUCCCAGUCUUGGAAUCCCAAGCCAGGAGAAGGUGGCAAAUUGUGAGGAAACAAAUGGUUACAAGGAAAAAGAGAUCGAGAAGGGUGUUAAUGAACAGCAGGACACGUCUAGAAGGCUCUGGAUCAAAAGCCGCAAAUGGAAUCCAUAGAAGAGUUAGAACCCUGAAGAAGCUAAUUCCAAACAGCGAAGCUGAGGGACUGGAAGGGCUUUUCAGAGACAGUGCUGACUACAUUUUGUUUUUACAAAUGAGAGUGAAAGUCAUGCAGAUAAUGGUUAAGGUAUUUACAGGUUCUGAUGAGUGAACUAAUUAAUCCACCUGUAAAGCCUAUCAUUCUUUCUUUCUUCCUUCCUUUAAAAAAAAAAAUAUUAAACUUUAUAUGUUAUUUGUGUUAUUCACAGCCACAGGAGCUUGUUUUGCAAGCCCAGAUAUGUGCGCAUGAUUGUGUAGAUUUAACUAGAGCUUUGUCAUUUUAAUUUGUUGUGUGGAAAAUGAAGCGACUUCCAGAUGGACCAGUGAA
This is a messenger RNA of Hevea brasiliensis (rubber tree), 686 nucleotides long. Its product is annotated as transcription factor UPBEAT1-like. The record is from RefSeq and is a predicted model, not a curated record. Gene Ontology annotation, biological process: regulation of DNA-templated transcription. The transcript has a single exon. Lineage: Eukaryota; Viridiplantae; Streptophyta; Magnoliopsida; Malpighiales; Euphorbiaceae. The coding region runs from base 99 to 470 and encodes 123 amino acids.